Molecule: messenger RNA, 1369 nt
Organism: Marmota flaviventris (yellow-bellied marmot)
Lineage: Eukaryota; Metazoa; Chordata; Mammalia; Rodentia; Sciuridae
Gene: Tasl
Product: TLR adaptor interacting with endolysosomal SLC15A4
Biological process (GO): regulation of toll-like receptor signaling pathway
Source: RefSeq, a predicted model, not a curated record
UUUUUCCAUAGGAUCAGUUAUAAAAAGAACUGCAAUGAAAUGAGCAGUUUAUUUUCUCAGUCUCAUCAGUCAAAGACUUGCAAACGUUCUGGAAAGAGUGUUGGCUGGCUUGUUCAUUUCUAUUGGGACAAUCAUUGUGUUUCUGCAGGACCAAAGUAGCAGACUGGCUAGUGAAGAAUGCUGUCAGAAGGGUAUCUCAGUGGACUUGCCUACUGGAAUGACAUCUACUGGAAUCACACAUCUUAUAAUGAAGAGGUGGCUGGGGAAAAGGAAGAGGAGACAACUUCUGUUGCGGCUCUUUCCUAUUCCUCUGUGGAUGAAGAGGAAGUCAGAAGUCUUUACAUGAGCUGCAAAUCCUCUGGCAAGUUUAUUUCUUCACUGCACUCAAGAGAAAACCAAUGUAACAGAAGUCAGAGAGUCACAGUGCUGCAGACAAACCCUAAUCCGGUGUUUGAAAGCCCAAACUUGGCUGCAGUUGAAAUAUGUAGAGACCUCCAUAGAGGGACCUACUUGGUUCCACCUUCCUGCAAAAGCAUUUGCAAAAAUUACAAUGACUUACAUAUUGCAGGGGGACAAGUGAUGGCCGUUAACUCAGUGAUGACAGAUUUUCCCUCUGAGAGCAGUUUUGAAUGUGGUCCUUUGCUGAAGUCAUCGGAGAUUCCUUUGCCCAUGGAAGAUUCCAUUUCCACUCAGCCCAGUGACUUUCCCCAAAAGCCUAUUCAGCGGUACUCAUCGUAUUGGAAAAUAACCAGCAUCAAAGAAAAAAGCAGCCUGCAAAUGCAGAAACCUAUUUCAAAUGCAGUGCUGAAUGAGUACUUGGAGCAGAAGGUGGUGGAGUUAUAUAAGCAGUACAUCAUGGAUGCCAUGUUUCAUGACAGUUCUCCUACCCAGAUUCUGGCAUCUGAACUCAUCAUGACAAGUGUGGACCAAAUCAGUCUUCAAGUGUCUAGAGAGAAGAACCUGGAGACCUCAAAAGCUAGGGAUUUAGUCAUUAGUCGCCUAUUACAGUUGGCAUCAACUGAGAUCAGUACACCUAGUCUUCACAUUUCACAGUACAGCAAUGUGAAUCCAUAGAGAGGAUGCUUCCAUCUCUUUCAUCUACCCCAAAACAAUACUAAUACUAUAUUGAUUUAUUUGGAAAAUGUGCUGGAGGGGGCUAUAAAAGGGAGUCAAAAACCUGAAAAGCAAAUGUUGGAUAGAAAGUAGGUGUGAAUAAAGAAGAAAUCUCUUAAUAUUACACAUGAUGAAGGAAUGUGGGAAGAGAAAUCAUAAUGGUUUCAAAGAGAGGUUUGCACAGCAACAAAGCAAAAAUAAAAAUGAUCAAAAAAGAAAAGGUUGUGAUCCACUUAUGGGAGUAUAAAAAUCAGAA